CCGCCAAGCCCAGGUCUUGUGCACUGUGGCCCCGCUAAUUCAAGGUUCCAGAACCCCGUCGCGAACUUCCAGUUCCGUUCCGGAGCACGGCGGAUUCAGCCUCGCCCUCGACGUGAUAACAUCGGCAGUGCUGCUCCACAACCGAAUCUCUCUGAAAUCCCUCUUUUUGUGCUCUUGGAGCCGGUUAUGGGCUGCUAGCUGUCGCCACAAUGUCGGUCAUACUUUGCACAGCUGGUUACGACCACACCAUCAGGUUCUGGGAGGCACUCUCUGGAAUCUGCUCCCGAACCAUUCAGCAUCCCGAUUCCCAGGUCAACCGACUGUGCAUCUCCCCCGACAAGCGCCACCUCGCGGCUGCUGGAAACCACACCGUUAAGCUGUUCGACAUUCGCUCUACGAACCCCGCGCCUACCUCCGUCUUCGAGGGCCAUACGGGCAACAUCACGGGCGUGGCGUUCCACUGCGACGGCAAAUGGAUGGUCACGAGCUCCGAGGACGGCACCGUCAAGAUCUGGGACACGCGCACCGGCGUGAUCCAGCGGAGCUACAAUCACGGGUCCCCCGUCAAUGAUGUCGUUAUCCAUCCGAACCAGGGCGAGAUUAUCAGCUGCGAUAGGAGCGGCAGCAUUCGGCUCUGGGAUUUGGCUGAGAAUACCUGCGCCCACCAACUCAUUCCCGAGGAAGAGGUCUCUGUGUCGAGUGUCACCGUUGCCACUGACGGCACUCUCCUCUGUGCAGCCAACAAUGCAGGUAAUGUCUUUGUUUGGCAACUUGUCCAAGCUUUCGAGCGCACCCAGCUUGUCCCAAUGACCCACUUCUCGGCACACAAGGAGUACAUCACUCGUAUCCUCCUUUCCCCCGACGUCAAGAAGCUGGCCACAUGCAGCGCCGACCAUACCGCCAAGAUCUGGGAGGUUAAAGAGAUGGAGCCGGCUGGUCCCAACGCCGAGCCGCGCGCCUUUCCACUCGAAGCCACCCUGACGGGCCAUCAGCGCUGGGUCUGGGACUGCGCCUUCAGCGCCGACAGUGCCUACCUCGUGACGGCAUGCAGCGACCACUAUGCGCGCCUGUGGGAGCUGCACACGCAGCAGAUUAUCCGCCAGUACAACGGCCACCACCGCGGCGCCGUCUGCGUCGCGCUUAACGACUACUCUGAGACCCGCUAGGAUCCGUCCGAGGAGGAAGUCAAUUUUGAGACCGACAUGACGCUCGAGACUGAGAGCGGCGCCCAAAACGCCCAGUCCCGCGCGGGCUCCGGACAGCAGCCUCAAGCUCAGAGGCGCCAACAGGUCCAGCGCCACCAGAUCCAGCGCCGGCAACCCCAGCAGCGCCAGCAGCGCAGGGCCCCAGUGCGCAGAGCUUCGCAGCAGCGCCGCCAACCCUCUGGGCUUGGCUCCGGCUCCAGGCCCCCAGCCCAGCAACAGCCGGAC
Messenger RNA from Chaetomium fimeti, 1430 nucleotides. Its product is annotated as WD40-repeat-containing domain protein. Gene Ontology annotation, biological process: TOR signaling; regulation of actin cytoskeleton organization. The transcript has 4 exons. Gene Ontology annotation, cellular component: TORC2 complex; TORC1 complex. The record is from RefSeq and is a predicted model, not a curated record. Lineage: Eukaryota; Fungi; Ascomycota; Sordariomycetes; Sordariales; Chaetomiaceae. Bases 210 to 1166 code for a protein of 318 amino acids. Gene Ontology annotation, molecular function: protein binding.